UAUGGGGAAGAAAACAUGGGACUUCUUAAAUUAAUUGGUCUUUUCAGACUUCCAGUGAAAACAUUCAAAGACUCAAAAUGAUUUGAAACAUUCAUAAUGUUCACAUAGUUUGAGCAUUGCUAAACCAGAAAGUGAAAUGGAGCUUUGAAAUACACUUUGUUGAUUCUUCUUUCAGUGGUGAUUAUGAGAACAUUACUCACUGUAAAUCAUUGUUCUUACCAAAAUAUAGGGCCAAACUGUAUCUUUAGUUUGAUGUUAAUGUAAUUGUAGAAUAAGAUAAAAGAUUGUAGUUUAAAAAAAAAAAAAUCUAACUGGGAGAUUGUUUGGAAAGAGGAAGAAGAGUUGUGAUUGAGGUGAGCACUGUGCUGACAGGUUUGCCAAGGACUGCCCUUCCACUGCAAAAUGCAGUGUGCAUCAUUCACGUUCUGGAACCAGCUUCUAUCUGAUGAUACUUCUCUCUGAAGUAGCUAUAUGUUUUGGUUUGGAUUUUGUUGUUGUUGUUUUUUUGGUUGGUUUUUUUUGUAUAGCCAAAUGUUGUAAUUACCCUGUGCAUUCAGAUUAUGUGUUCUAUACAAAAAUUUAUCUUGAGGGCAAGCAUAAAUUCUAGAGGUAAUGAUAAGCACAAGCUGCAAGAUGGUAUUUCCAGCAUCAAAUUGUCGGGGUAGCUGGGCUGUUUUGUUAGAUCCUCUUUAUUUGAAGCCACACUUUCUUAAAAACUGGCCUUAACAUAAAGAACUUAGUGCAGUGAAAAGCAUGCAGGGGUCUGCCACAGGAAGGCAGCCUGGGCUCUAGCUCUCCAGAGGUGGCAGGUACGAGAGCUGCUCUCCUGUCCAUCUCUGCCUCUCUAGAUUGCAAUUCCAAAAGCCAGGAAAAAUGAUUGGAUGAUUCCUGGAACAGGUUGUGUGAUGCAGCAGGUGUAUGGAUGUUGGUGGUGUUUGAAGAACCUUGUAUAGUUUCUCCUGCUGUUUUCUUGUUUUUCUGUAUCUCAUUUCAGGAGCUGAUGGAAUUUUCUGGUUGCACUGACUUGGCCUUAGAUAACAGUGAUUUAAAGGGUACCUUAAGUUUGAGUUCUCUGAAGUGCCCUUCUUUAGGAGAAAUGUCUUGCCUGAAGCACAUCUAACCUCUUUUUGCAGUGGUCCUAUGAACAGCAGUGUAAGGAUUGAAAGCAUUGGACUGACAUUUCCUGAGAGCAAAUAUAACGUGUGCCAUACUUUGGGAAUAUUUGUUGGCCUCUCUCAAGAUUUCAUAAGUUGUGACAGUCAAUUCACUGUAUUCUGGUAGUCCUUGCAAGCUGUUCAUUUCAAAAAUAAAACAUUAAAUUCCCAGAAUCAAAGUUUCCAAGCAACCAAACCCAGCAAACAAAACUAUUGUACAUGGUAUUUACAUCUUUGUUGCCUGGGAAUCCUGUUGCUGCUCCACACCUCACUCCAAACACUUGCUAAAAGCACGCAAUGGUUCUUGCAGCUGCCUUGCAGUUUAGGAAAGAUCAGGUCACAGACAUGUAGUUGAGAGAGCUGUGAUUCCUGAGUGGCUGAGGUGGCCAUGAGUAGUCGAGAGGUGAUCGUUCUGAGUGUGGGAGGUGUGAGAUUCGUGACCCGGGCUUCUACCUUGCAGCAGUUCCCCGAGUCCAGGCUGCCUCGGAUGGUGAACGACGAUGACUGGGAGUUUAAACUGGUGAAUGGAGAGUUUUUUGUGGACAGAGAUGGAGCUCUGUUUAGUUACAUCAUGGACUUCUUGAGGACUCUCCAGGUAUCCUUACCAGCUGAUUUCUCAGACUAUCAGAGGCUGCAGAGAGAAGCAGAAUUCUAUGGACUCUACCCCCUGGCCGACCUCCUGAGCCAAGAGCAUUUGCUGAAGCCGAGGCUGGAGAUCUUGGAAGUGCGUUUUUCUCUCCAAGAAAUGCAGACUUUUUUCCGGAUCUUUGGCUCCUGCAGCACCACCAUUGAGGCACUAGCUGAGCAGAUCACUGUGUUUACAGGGCAGCAGUCAGGACAGGGCUGGAAGAGCUCUUUUCCUUCUCAGAAACCACUCGUUCCACUUCCUUUGGAAAGACCCUCUCAUCAUGAUAUGGUUUUUCUGUGUGGUACUGAGUAUUGUGCUGGUGACCAGUUUGUGGCCAGGUAUGUUUCCAUAAAGCCUGAUAAUAGAAAGCUGAUUAACGGUACUAAUGUGCUAGGCCUGCUGUUUGACACUUUACUCAAAGAUGGAUUUCACCUCAUAAGCACCAGGACAGUCGCCAGUGAAGAGAAGGUUGAAUGCUACACUUUUGAAAGGAUGAAGAGGGCACCAGGCCUUGCCAUCAUGGUGAACCAAGCCCCAGGGAGCUCUGGGGUAGCACAGGCAAGGAGAAGCCAAGUGCAGAAAGGGAAAUGAAGGCAUUUCCUUCCAUCUUUUGAAUAUAGAAGAGGGAUGUGUCAGCAAUAGUGGCCUUUUUUGUUUUGUUUUGUUUUGGCUUGUUUGAAACUGCAGCUAUUGAGGGAAGUAACAAACACAUUUUCUUUAAAGUAUUUAGGGAAAAAAUGCUUUCUUGCCUUUUUCUGCUCCACCCUCUUUAAAUAAAAGAAGCCCAGAUUCAAUACUGGGUUUGUGGACCAGAUUUCAGCAUUUCCAAGAGUUGUUUUUGUUUUUUCUCUGUGGCUAAAAUUUAUAUGAGGACUUGCAAAGCAUCAGCCAUCCUGUCUACAAAAUUGGUUUUAUGUUCUGUGCUAAUCUGCAAGUAGACUUAAAAGACAUGGUAAUACAUGAAGAAAUAACAUCUUGAUGAACUGUCAUCCCAACAGUUUGGAGAAGUGGCUGGAGGAGGAAUGAAAAUCCCAAUGAUUGAUGAGUGCUUCCAGUCACUGACUCUCUUGCAAUUGGCUGAGCAGUGUAAGGAGAACAUCCCAAGCUGUGCUGCUGUGUGGCUUUGUGAAAGCCAUCACUGAGAUCUGAAAUAAUGUGUGAUUGGCUCUUGCAGAACACUCUGUCCUCCCACUCUGGUGGCAUUAUGAUGCUCUUUGGUUCUGAGAAUUAAAUGAUAAAGAUCUUUGUGAACUGAAGGUCAGUUAAUUUUUACUGCUUUCACCAUAAAAAGGAUGAAAAUGUGAUAAACAGCCCUUCAGAUGAAGGAGUUUGUACAGUUUCAGACAAAACAGUGCAAAGGAUUUUUUAGCACUUGUUAAGUACAACACAGUUGAAAGGCUUAGCAGAAGUGGGUUUAAGAGCUUUGGGAAUGUUAGUCCUGUACAAAGCUUUGUAAAGAGGCUAAAAUCAGCUCAGGUACUGAGAGAGGUAAGUUAAUGAAGCUUUAUAAAUUAAUCUUUUCUCCUUCCAUCAAGGCAGGGAAAGAAGAUAGCAAUAACUUGAGGGAUUCAUUAGCUGCAUCUCUAUUUUAUUGCUGGUAAAACACCAUCUUCCCAAGGCUUCAAACAGCCCAGAAGAACCACUUUGGGCUUUUUUGGCUGACCAAUUAGAUCUGGCUUUUCAUUAGUUUUAGAAUGUGAAUGCAUUGCUUUAUUUGCAGCACUUGAUAAUGGGGAUGGGAUCAGCCAUCUGUUGCUUGUCCUAAGGAGUUUCAGUGAAAUGGAUCUUCCCAGGCUGGUGGUGCCAGUGUUGGACUCCUCUUUUCUUGGCUAUUUCUUGGGCAUUUCAGCUUCAGCAAAAUUCAGAAGCUGAGCAGAAACAGUGAGGUCUUUGCCUGUCCUAGAGCUGUUUGGGUUGAGAAUGUGAUUAUGGGACUACAUCUCCUAAGCUGUUUACAGGUUAUGUAAUGUAAUAAAUGAGAAUGUAAGAGUGAAUGCUUUCACUUCAAAUGGGAUUUUUUUUUGGUCAAUAAUGUCAGUGUGUUCAUAUUUGUCUUGAAGUAAGAUAUUUCAUAGGGUGAGAACCAUCUUUUUUUUAUUAAUAAAGAGAAAGAAAAGACAAAAUACUUCAAUUUUUAGAGAGCCCCAAAGGUUUUACCUAUGCCAACAUCCGUGUUCCAUGUCUUGGCAAAAUGAAUGUUUGAUACAACCAUUCCAGUAACACUUUAUGAUGGGCUGAGCACUUUCUGGUUCCUUUCACAGGUUAAUUUUUAUUUAGCUCCAGCAUCAUUCUAUGAAUACAACAUCUGGCUCUGGAAAAUAUACCAGUGCAAGUUGCUGUCCUGUAAAGAGCCUUUAGAUGACAUACGUGCUUUACCUCGCCCUUGGGUAACUGUGUGUUGUGACAGUGCUUCUUUUGGAAGCAAAGCACAUGACCAUCAACAAGCUUGGGUUCCCAGAGUUCUUCUAGCAUUUAUUCUUACUUAGCUCUGAACUGAGAAGUGUUACCUUCUGUCAUUUUGUGUUCCUGCAGAGAACAUGACUAGGCUCUCCCACAAUGCUUUCAUUUUGUUGUUUUGGUUUUUUUUAACUGGUAGUUCCUUAAGUUUGACAGCAUGUGUGUGAACAACCUGAUAGAAAUCUGUUGAAAGUGUCUGACUGAUACCAGUAGGACAUCCAUGACUUAAAUGGAUUAUUGAUUGAAUAAAUUAAUUUAAUUGAAGCCUUUGAAGCUUUUCCUUGAAGAAUUUCUUCAAGGAAAGCACCUUACUGGAUUUCUUUAUACAGAAAAAGGAAGCAGUGAUGGUAGAGCUGCAGGUGUUGUGUAGCUUCAAGCUACAACUAAAUAGCACUAAUUGUGGAGGAACAGGUGAAAUUAUGUUCAUUCACGGACAAAUGAGUAUAAAAACAGCUCUGAUUUACUAGGAGGAUCUUCAGCUGGCCUCCACCUUGCGAGGUUAUUUAUGCUACUGCGAAGUGUUGCUGAGACAGACUGGCAAUUUUUCUGUGCCCUCUUUGAAGUGGUGUGCAGUGUAACCUGCAGGCACCAAGGCAGGAAUUUAGGAGUAGUGGCCAAGGUUUUUAUUGCACCUUCCCUUCUGAAGCCCCAACCAAGCAGGAAUGCAGCAGAGAGCAGACUGUGUGGUGUGUGUGCUCAGCAGAGUUGUUCACACAGAAGGGAACAGCUGUACAAGUGGAUUUGGCUGAUAAGAACUAUGAGUCUGAGUGAUUUUAAAAGUUGUUUUGUCAAAACCACAUUAUGUGCUAAACCGAGUACUUGCACCCAAACUUUGGCAGGCAAUUCAACUCUGGUAUCUCACAACACAAUCUCUGCUAGACUAGCAGCGUGUUGAAGGUGACUUGGUUGUGCUUUCACAUGUGACAGAACCAGAAGCUCUGAUUGCUCACAUCUAGCUCUAUUUUUGAUUAAAUGGGAAUGGGAUUUUGAGACAUUUUCACUUUUAUUUUCCAAUAAAGUAAUUUGUGAUCCCUGACAUAAUCCGUUUCUUCAAUUCAUUGCCAACCUUCUCAAGAAAAUUCCUUUUUUUCCAGUAAAUAUGCAAAAUUUGCUGAUUUCAGUAAACUUCACUGCUGUAUUUGCCUUUUUAAUUUUCCCUGGAUUCAGCAGAAAUGUGCAAACUGUUCUAAUGCCUGUGAUGCUAGAAAGGGACUGCCACAGUGCUGGGGCAGCCCCCUCACUCACUGCCGGUGAGCCCUCUGUGCUUUGUAACAGGCAAGCAGACAAAAAAGAAACUAAAUGGUAAGGCAGCACCAUCAUCCCAUCCCACUCAUGGGGACUGCAGUGAACAUGGCAGAUCAUCCAAAAUGAGGUGAUAGCUUGUACGAUUUGCAAAAGCCAGAUGAUUCAGAAAAACAAUGCCUCAUUUGCUGUACACUUUCUCAUUUUAAUCAAUUUCUCUCCUUUAUAGUUGGGUUUCAUCCUGUGUUUCUAUAUUCAAGUCUGUCAAGGGCUUUGCCAGUACAAUCUUGUGGUGCCUGUUGAAUGUCCCAACAGAGUAGAGGUACCACACACUUCUUCCAUCCCCCUGUUCUUACACCAUGUUGACUUCCUUUUCUAGUGAUUGGUGACAUUUUUUAUGCUUUUAAGUAACUUUUUGCCUGCUUCUUCACACACUGGGAAGUCUCUCUUGUGUCAUUCUUAUCCCUUUCAGGGACAUGUCAUUUAUUUACCACUUGAAUUAUUCAGUAUUCUGCUGAUACCAGGAAGGACAGAGUCUAUUGUGAUAUACCUUCUUGUUCUUUGGGUAUUGAUUUCAAUGACAGUUCAUGAGGGUUUUUGUUUCUUUGGGAAGUGCAGGCACUGCAUUUUUAUAGGUCCUGCAGUCAGCACUCACGUGAUUGUAUAAAUGAUUAAGAAUAGACAUUUAAAUAAAGCUCUAAAAAUAGAUACAGUAGACUAAGGUGCUGUUUAGACUAAGACUGAUCUCUUUGCACUGGCCAUAGUACUGGGAAAUUUUCCCCUUUACUAAACAAUUCCAAACCAUUUUUCACUUACCUUCAUAAUUGAAUUUAAUGGAAGUACUAGAUGAGGAAUUAAUAGCCAUAGGGGAAAACAACGAUGCUGGAAUAAUUGCAUCAUGCCCAGUGAUAGUAGCUUUUGUUAACUUUGGAGAAACUUUUCUGCCCAUUGAACUCUUCCCACUUUUUACCUAUUUUGGUUGGUUUCCAGCUUUCCAGUGCUCAAAAAUAACUCCCUUAAUCUGAUCCAAGCAAGGCUGAUGUGCUUUUGUCAGUCUCUCAAGUGCGUAAGUCUCAGGUACAUCCAACAUAACCUGGGUGAUAUUUUGUUUUGAUCCCCAACUGAAUUCAGUACCAGAAAGCCACCAGAGUGGAUCAAAAGUCCUGUUUGAGUUCACAAUGAAGCGUUCAUAACUGAAUACUUUUUUUUAAAAAAAUUUGUUCCUAGAUUGCUGGAAAGUGUUACUAAAUAUUCACUGAGAAACAAGCUGGGAAUUAUCCAAGAAGAGGAGGGAGGCUCAUUGCCUCUUACUCCUUCCCUCUGAUUUGUGCUGAACCAUUGCCAGGCUUUAACUUUACAAGGUUUACUUUUAUCGAUUUUCAACAAUAAACAGUGGGAGUAUCUUCAAUAAAAGAUUUACAGUGCAUCAUGAAGAAAUACAGCUCCCUACCAAAUAUUAUAUUGAUCUAUUCCCAAAUGCUACUGAAACAGCCUAUAAAACCCCAAAUGAAGUCCAGCAACGGAGAACUUCCUCUCUCUAGUGACAGAGGCAUAUGACUGUUAUGUCUUCAGAAGACAAUAAAAGGGAAGGGAGUGACUCUGCUUCUUUGACCAUAUCUUCAACAACCCAGUUAAAUCUGUCAGCUCAAUGUAAUCCACAUAAAUAACGAACUUGGGAACCAAGGGAACUGCUAGUGUGUCUGAAGAUUCCCAUUCUUUGAAGCUGCCUCUCCUGCUGCAGUCAGACCAUAAUUAGUCACAGAAGGCCUUGUUGUAACUAGUAAAUGGAUGGACCAACAAUGACUUGAAUAGUCUGCUUCUGGCUGGAGAUAUGCCUAGAGCCCUGAAUAUUCUCAAAUGGGUGGGUAAGAUGUAAAUCACUAGUCAUCAUAUAAAAUACAAAUAAAUCUGACUUCUAUUUAAAAAAAAACCCUCAUUUUUUUAGACCAUCAUGUAGUUUCUGCUGAAAUAACCUCCUGAAGUGUGAUCUGAUGUGUAAAUUUUUCCAAGAAUCCUUCCUCCAUUUCUACUGUUUUCAUUCUAAUGGAAUAGUCCAAUAAUUGGUGUCUUCUUUCCGGUCAGCAAGAUGACGAAUGUAGCCCUAAAGGUUGGAAACAGUAAUGUGUACAAGUCUGGUGUAGAAAAUUAAUUUAGGGCUCUGCUUUCUAAGCAAGUUACUGUUACAGCAGUCAGCUGAGUGCUUGCUGAAACUGCGAAGAAUUAAACAUUGCAACAUUGUUCCAUCCUGAUUCUCCAUUGGAAGAAAAAAAAAAAGGCAAUAGAUCAGAAACAUCAAGUCUGGGGUUUUACUCGUACUUUGGAGCCAGGAACCGAGUUUUCUUUGAAUUUUAAAGGCAUUUUGUAGCUUUCAUUGAGGGCCUUCUGAAAAGGAUGGUUUAUGGGGUUUUUUUUGUUCCCCAGUGAUAUCUAAACUGAGUAAUAAAAUAAUUGCUGACAUACUGGUUUAUUUACAAUGUUGUAUUCAACAAUAAACAGAAGGCAUGCUGAUCCUUCCAUCCUUUAAUCUUUGUGUUUUUACUGUCUUCAGCCUGCUCCUCAGCCAGGUGCUGGUGGAACAGAGGAAAGGACAGGUAAGGACAGGCAGAGAUACACAGAAGGCAGCAAACUCACUUCUUUCCCAUUACAGAGAGGAAGUAAAGGAAUAACAUUAGGCUAGAAAGAGUCAUGGCCUUUGUGGGAGCAAAGAGACACAACUUACUGUACCAAGGAGAGGAUAGAGCUGCCAGAAAUGUUAAUGCCACUGGACAAGGAAAAGCAGAGCUCACAGGGGUGAACAAAUGGGUGGGUAACAGCUGCUAUACAAACCUGGAAAUGGCACAGAGUAACAUGGACAAGAGACUUAAAUGUUCAUGAGACUAUAGGGAUGUUUUAUUUUUUUCCAAUGUGUUAGGUUAAUGCAUCUAUAGAAUAUCUUCCAGUAAUAUUUGCAUACCUGAAGAAGAAAAUUUCUCUUUAGGAGGUAAUUCCUGCAUACGUGCUGUGAAGUAAAACAUUGCAGGAUCCAGACAUCAAAUGGAUUAGUCAUGUUGACACCUCACAUCUGGAAACAGAAGCUAAGCUGGAUAUGUCCAGUUGGGGGCCUUUGUUUCAAUGCCAGUUGCACUAUGGUGAGCACUAACCCUGUUGGUAAGUUCCUAAUUUCCCAUAAACUGGAAAGGUAUCUCCUGGAACAGACUGGUUUACCUUUUGUUUUCUCCAUUUGCAAUUCUAUCCUUAAGCCAUAUAAUACUAAUUUGCUACCUAUAGUUGUUCAAAACAUUAUCUUCUGAAGAUGGCUCAGAACACAUCCCCACGUGGAUCCCCAGAACACAUUAGUAGCUUAAAUAUGGCCAUGUCAAGAAUGUGAAUGAAAAAUUGUAUCUGCAUAGCCCCUGAUGUAACAGAAGUUUCUUCCAUCAUUGGUUAGGCUAAAACUGCUUUCUGCUCCUAUAAGAUUUCUUUGACAAUUGAAGAGUGAUAGUGCAAUCUAGACUUCACUGGUGUCCAUAGACAGUCCCAAAACCUCUACAAAUAUAUAUCGGAAAAAUGAUGGGCAAAUGAUCUUUUUGCAAGAUUCAUCUUUUGGGGACUCCCUGCUGGAAAAUGUCGUAGCAGGCACAGGAACACUUGAGUGACUCCUCUGUUGGCUAUAGUUUGUUCUCAUGAGCUGUGCUGUAACUGUGUCUUGUGCAAAGCUAUUGAAGUCUGACCCCUCGAAUCACAGAAUGGUUUGGGUUGGAAGGAACCCUUAAAGGCUAUCUGGUUCCAACCCCUCUGCCAUGGGCAGGAAUGCCAUUUGAUAGACUAGGUUGCUUCAAGCCCCAUUCAACCUGCUCUUGAACAAUUCCAGGGAUGGGGCUUCCACAGCUUCUCUGGGCAACCCUGUGCCAGUGUCUCACCCCCCUCUGACCCAUGAACUCAAUGAGCUGAGGUAGGCUCUGAGAUUGAACAGAAAAGAUGAAUGUGAAGUCACAGAAGGCUAAUGAACAUCAGACUGCUAUGGUUUGGAUCAUAUCUUCUGUGAAGGCAUCUAUGCUGACUUCUUGUCUACCCUCAGGACCAAGACAAAGCCAUGAGUGAAGGAUUUAUUGACAGUUCUUAGAUCAUUUACGGAGUGUUCAGAACAUGCAUGCAUAUGUAGGUUUUUGUUCUGAAAGAGGCAGUGACAAGCACACAGGUCUUACACUGGAGGCAACGACACCUAGAAAGACCACACAGUUCCUCCAUGCAGGGUGGUAAACAGUGUGGAAAUAACUGUUUUGAAAGCUCGGAGCUCUCAAGGCUUUCUAACGUGGUAGUGAUAAACUGCUGGCUGAAAACAUUUCUCUGUAUCUGAUCUUUCAGCUGUGCGUAUUUACAUUCUUGAGAUCUGGGACAGCCAAAGUGAAUACUGUACUGGAAUUGGCUCACUACCACACUUCCCCUUCCCUUUUUAAGAGAUAAAAAGGGAUCUCUUUUCCAUAGGAAAAGAAGCAGUGUUACUAAUGAUCUAACAUGCUCUCAUAAAACACCUUGGACAAAAAGAAGUCAGUGAGUGACUAAAAUAGAAUACACGAAUCUCUGUGACAGUUGGUAGGCAUUAACACAUUGUAAAACCAUUUCAGUGCUUGAAAGGAAGAGGUACAACUUUAAAAACGUUCCAAAUGUUCUAGUGCAGUCAGACACUGCCAUGUGGAUGAAAGAAGCAGGUGAACUGCUACACACAAGGAAGCUGUCUUCUUUUUUCCUCUUGAAGUCUUGUGCUGCUUUGCUGUAGGGCAUGCAGGCCUGCAGGGUUGGAAAGCCUAUGCUUUUGUGAUGCCUGUACUUGGCAACUGGUGUUUACUCUUCUUGGGGAUCUAAGAGUGUGUACAACCCUGUCUAUAAAAGAGAAUGCAAAACACUGAAUAGGUUCUUGUGCUUCUGAAAACCCAUAAAGAAAUACUUUUUAUCAAGAUGUCUGUCUCUGGAAAUGCCAUAAAGGCUCUCUACUGCACCAUAACUAAAUCCCUUUCUAGAUGUCUGUGGCAAUGUUUACCAUUUCAAAUUAGUGUUUGCAAUAUUAAUUAAUAAUACUCUAUUUGAGACCCUCAUUUUCAGAAGGUAAUUCUUUCUGCAGCAGAUAUAAAACUUCAGCAUCUUAUUGCUUUAGGUAUCAAUAUUUCCUGUCAUUGGAGGCAGCUUUCACAGAAUCAAUUAGCUUGGGAAAGACCUCUCCAAUCAUGUCCAACCUAUGACAAAAUGAACAUCACCUUGUCAACUGGACCACAGCACCAAGUGCCCUAUCCACUCUUUUCUUAAAUACCUCCAGGGAUGAUGACUCCACCACUCCCUGGGCAGCCCAUUCCAAUAUCUAAUUACUCUUUCUGAGAAGAAAUUCGUCCUAAUGUCGAACCUAAACUUCCCCUGGUACAGUUUGAGGCCAUUUCCUCUCAUCCUGUCACUUGUUACCUGGAAGAACAAACAAACAAGCUCUCUGCAAUUCCUAAAUGGAUGUUGUAGCAAGGUGGGUGUCAGUCUUUUCUCACAGGUAACAAGUGACAAGAUGAGAGGAAAUUGUGCUAGUGUAGGUUUUGAUUGUAAAAAAACAGUAGGAAAACUUUCUUCACUGAAAGAGUGGUUAAGCAUUAGAACAGGCUGCCCAGGGUAAAUCACUAUCCCUGGGAAAGCUCAAAAGGCAUGUGGGUGUGGCACUUGGCUAAAUGGUUUAGUGGUGAGCAUGGUGGUGCUGGGUUAAUGGUUGGACUAGAGAUCUUGGAAGUCUUUCCAACCUUAAUGCUUCUGAAUCUGAGAGAUGCUGAAAAAUACAGGAAGUUCCCAUCUGUAUAAGCUCCCCUAAUGUGAACCACAUCUGCCUUUCUACUGGUGUAGGAUGUCCAAAUAAACAGAACUGUACAGAACCUUUCAUUCUUCUGGUUCUGACUAAGCACACAAGUAUUUUAUUGGAACUAGUCCUACAGGAUGCCAGAAGCUUAUAAAUAACGAUCUCUGAGUACCAGCAGAGUUGAGAAUGUUUGCAUCCAUACUGAAGGCCAGAUACCCAUUGAAGUUUAUGAGGGGUGAUUCUGAGCCUGAUUUGACAGUGAGGAACUGGAUUUCUCUGAUGAAGCUCAAGGAUUCAAGAGCAAUUCAACCUUGCUAUAAUUAAUUCUUGGUGCCACAUUGUUACUGAUAAUUUCUCUACCAUUAUGGCUACCACGGAAUCCAAGAACUGUAGACCACUGCAUCAUGAAAACUCCAGCUCUGCAUCACUGGACUGCCUGGUGUUCCCAAGUCUGAGCUGUGCUUAAUUUCUUCAGAAGAAUUUAUGUAGGAUAAAAUCAGGAUCUAUUUUGUAAAUGUUCUGUUCCUUGUCUCCAUCUAAUCGAGGUCUAGACAUGUUAGGAGACUUGCUGACAGCCUAGGACAAGAAGUUAGAAAAGCAAAAGAGCUCUGGUCUUUCUCAAGUGUUUCUGCUCAGGCAAACUAGAACCAGAAGCCAGGUGCCUGUAUCACUUGUAACAUCUUGAGGCAAGAUGUUUCACUUGCUCAGCUUUCUUAGAAGAUUCAUGUGAUGCUCAUCAACUCAAGUAAAGUGCAUCUUAUGUAGACAGUCUUUAAUGACUCCAGCACAUUACAUAGCAAAUGUCUGAAUGCUAGGGAGGUCAUGCUCAUUCACGGGGUAUGCAGAGACAUGAAAUCCUUCCUAGGCUGAAGCAAUUUCUCCAACCAAAGCAAAAAAACACCCAAACCCAAAACCCAGAAAUGCUACAGUUUCUUAGCUAAACCACAUCUUAACAGUUCUUUAAGUGUUAAUAUAAACAAAUAAGAAGGUAAAGUAAGAAAGAAAGCAAUGAAGAUUAGUGAAAAACAAAAUUACUAUCAUUGGUUAAUGAUAAGCUGUGUAGCCACUGGCAGUUUGAAGAAUGAGGGGAUGGAUUAACACCACUCUUACACAAAGAAAUUAAGUUAUUGCUUUCACAGGUACUGCUGAAAAAUUUCUGCUCUAGUGGUACUCAUGGCUGCAUGCAGCGCCUCUGUAUCAAUGCACAACACACACACACACACACAUAGAAGAAUUACAAGUAUUCUUAAAGAUGUUAGAAUUCAGGAGGAUACUUUUUAGUUUUGCCCAUGUAAUAUCCAGAGGCAGAUUAAAGGAAGUAUCAGGGGUAAAUAAGUUCAAUAUAAAUUAUUUGGUUUUAACAUAAAGGGUGACAGAGAAAUUCCUAUCUCAAGGAUGUGCCUUAUGGAGAUUUAUAGUAGUUUCCUCAGGUGUAGAUGUCCCAAAAGAAGAGCCUAUUGAACGCCUGAGCAGCUCAAACACUAUAAAUCACCAGGACCAGGUGCUGUUUUUAAAAGAAUACUGCAGUAAACAUAAAAAAAACUGGAGAUCAAGUUAGGAUUCUGUCAGUUAUGAUUAAAAAUGUCCACUCGUCUGAACAAUUGUUCACAGCUAAAGAGAAAACCCUGCUGUUUUGGAGGAAAUUGAGAUAUAUUCAUAGCAAAAGGUAGUGCUUUUCUCAGGCUACUUACUUUAUGCCUGAAUAAGCAUAAAAUAAUGGGAUCACAAUAUAACAGCUCUGCAAAUUAUCUGUAUGUUUUAAGUGACUUGGAUUACUUAUACAAACUAAAAAUUAAAGAUACUCCAAUAACCAUGAGGAAGUCCUGAAGAUCAAUCCUAAUUUGGGAAUGGACUAACCACUCCUCAGAAGAAUAUUUUAAUUUCUCUGAACAGGAGAAGUUAUUUGAAUCUUCAGCCUAGAACAGGCUCUAACCUAUGGUGCUAAUUUAAGAGGGAGAUUGUAAACUCUCUUGUGAAAAAAACAGAACCCAAACCAAACAAACCUCUGAAACCCAAAGACUCAAAAAGCUGCUUCAAACACAGAAAGAAAGCAGUCUGAGGGUAGAUUGCAGGAGGGAAGAGGUGAAUCCCCUUGCUGGUUGCUGAACAGCUAUGAAGUUCUUUUAUGCUGCUCCCUGCUUUCCAUCUUCAGCAGAUUUAGAGAAUGUAGGAGCAUAAAGCAGUUUAAAGCCACCUUUACUGGUGGCUCUCUUCAGCAGUAAAAUACAGAACUUGGGCAUAAUAGAGGGCUGUGAUGCCAUUUACAAAUACUUUGUUAUCUCAGUGUUCAUCUACUGGAAACAUAAAGUAUUCCUUUAGUGUGCUUUAAUGGGUACUUAUAUUUAUUGUAUGCUGACUUUACCAUUACUUCAGGAAACAUCUUAGGAAAAGAAUAUGGAACAUGCAAGCAACUGCACAGUUGGGCCAAUAAAAACAAAUUCCACUACCCUUUGAAAUCCUACCUGCAGCUUGCUUUCAUCUGCUAACAGCAAUAGUUAUCACUGCCAACAACUUUGAACAAAAUAGUUUUGUGACUUUUUUGCGCAUAUCCUUGAUUUAACAAGAUGGAGAACAUCUGUGGGCAACUUCCACUGGGUAUUUUUUCAGAACCAGGACAUGUGAAUUUGAAUCUCCUCAGGCUUCUGAAACCCAGGUUUUCUGUUUCAUGGAGGCUUCUCCUUGCCUUGAGAUUGUUUCAGGUAGUUUCUUAAAACUCUUCUGAGGGAUUUUAGUAAGUCAUGGCAAUUUUAAACCAGCUCUUUGUUCUGUCCCCAUUUUUCCCAUUCCCUCUUUUCAAUCACAGUACGCACCUUACCCUCUUGUUUCUUCCAGCUGUUCCAAGAUACCUGAUCACUGAUUUUUUAAAUGAGUUCUGAGAGUGAGAAAAAGUCCUACAGCACUCUGGCUUUCUUGGCAUCAUGCUAGUCUUCUGUGCUGUAGUAGAAAACUAAUUGUCACAUCAGUUUCUGUAGCACUGUUACACCUAUGGAUUUUCAGCCACAAACCCAAUUCCUUCAAUGAAGAUGAGGUGUUAUAACCUUGGCCAUACCUGAUACAGAAAGAGAUAAUUUAUGUAUUGUUUCAUUCAGAGCAGAAGAUCCUGUACCUCUGUGACAGUUCUUUCUGGAAGCCUAGCAUCACCCAGUACUACAUUUCAUACAGUAUCUAAAGUAUUCCAUCACUACAUGGAUAUACAGUGACCAUUACAGGGGAGAUUUUAGGUUCUCUUUACAAACACUUUGGAAAAAAAAAAAAGCCAAAAUGCCAGUAAGCAUCCUGCAAUUGUCAGCAUGAGACAUGAAUUUCAUUUUGAAUAAGAACUUCUUCCCUUCCUCAACAUAUGAGAAAACAGAGUAUGCAGCUAGUUGCAGUGGUAGUAACUUAAAACACAUACAAAAAACAUCUUAAAGCAAAGCAAAUGUGAUUAAAAAACACCCAAGACUCCUGGUAAAAUUGUACCUUGUUGAAUAGCACAAACUCAUAGAUGUGCCUGCAAGCAAGUCUCAGUCAUUAAAUAAGGCUGUACCUGGUUAGUUCACUGCCAGCUUACAAACUCUUACGUUUUAAAACCCCGCAUUUUUGACAGAACUAUAUCUCAAUACUUUGCCUUAGGCUGUAAAUGUGUUAUUAAAGCAUUCCAGUCUUAAGUUUUAUCACAAGGAUGAAGUACUGCUCUACAUUUUUAGUACAGCAAUUUAAAAAUAAACUUCUCUAAAGGCAUCAAGAAACUGUGUGCAGGCCCUCUAUUUAACCAAGCUUUAACAUUUCUUAUACAGAAGAGAUAAAACUUGAUUCAAAGGUAGUUUUUACGAGCACACACAUUUUUCUUCUUCCUCCACUUUCUGUAUUUGUGAUAUGGGAUUGAAAAAAAUUGCUUGCUGAGUGCAAUGAACAGCUGAACUCAAGCACAAUUCCUUUCUAGAAUCUCCACAGCAAUACAACCAACAGGGGGCUGUCUGGCUACACAAUGUUAUCAAAUCUGCAGUGAAAUCCUUUUCCUGACUGUACAACCUACCAUUCACCACACUUCGUAAAACUGGUUGAGGAACAAGUAAUUUAACAGAUUUCCAAAACAGAAUUCUUGUCCAUCUUUGUCUUGUACU
Molecule: messenger RNA, 15387 nt
Organism: Prinia subflava (tawny-flanked prinia)
Lineage: Eukaryota; Metazoa; Chordata; Aves; Passeriformes; Cisticolidae
Gene: KCNRG
Product: potassium channel regulator
Exons: 2
Coding region: 1543-2373 (276 amino acids)
Biological process (GO): protein homooligomerization; negative regulation of delayed rectifier potassium channel activity
Cellular component (GO): endoplasmic reticulum
Molecular function (GO): protein binding
Source: RefSeq, a predicted model, not a curated record